UCUCUCUCUCUGGCAUUACACGACCGAGUCCACUUUGCCGAUCGCUUCUCAGUCCAGCUUGGCUUGUUACCUAGCUCGUAACAUUAUUGACAUAAACCAAAGAACCAACACCAAAAGCCUGCGAGAGUCAGUCCUGCGGUGGGAUCGGCGAUCCUCGAGCGCGUACAAAGUAUAAUGUCACACGGCGAUCGCUCGCCAUCGAGAAUAACGUCGACGCGGGAGUGCCGGUGCUCGUGAGCACAAGUUGCAGAUUUUCCCAGCCGGUUCUCUGUGCAGUGUGCGUACAAGUGACAAGUGCUGACUGGGUGAAUUGUAUCGUGCGGAAUAAAGACAAAGACCUAUAAGCCUUUGGUACAAGUGGGGACCGCACGGAGUAACCGAUCGUCCCGAACAGGAGCAUAGGCGAAGUAAGGGGAAGAAAAAGAAGAAAUACGAUUAAAUGAGCCCCAGGAUGGCCAACGACGUAGCAGCCUUGGCAUCAUCACCCGUGAGCCUGCUGGGCCUGACCGUUCUCCUCCUGUCCUCGUUUAACUGGAGCUACGCCUGCAACGAGGCCAUAUGCGCGAGCGUCGUGAGCAAGUGCAUGCUCACCCAGAGCUGCAAGUGCGACCUCGUCUCGUGCACCUGCUGCAAGGACUGUUUCUCCUGUCUGUCGUAUCUCUACGACGAGUGCUGCUCCUGCGUUGAUCUGUGCCCGAAGCCCAACGUCACGGACAACCGGCUGAGCAAAAAAUCCCACGUCGAGGAGUUCGGCGAGCCGAUCCCCGGCCUCUUCCAAGCCCUCACUGCCGAGCCCGACCCCCACGAGAGGUGGCACACCUUCACGUACCCGGUCGACUUUAACAUCACUCUGUUCUCACCCAAGCCGGACAAGGAGAUUAAAUACCGCAUGAUGACGGAGAACGACGAGACGCAGCUGAAUCACCCGUUGAAGCCCAACGUGGUGACGUUCAAUUGCUCGGUGGCUUACAUAUCGACGUGCACCUCGUGGGGUCAGUGCAAAAAGAGCUGCCAGAGCAUGGGGGCGUCGAGUUACCGCUGGUUCCACGACGGCUGUUGCGAGUGCGUGGGCGACACGUGCAUCAACUACGGCAUCAACGAGUCCCGGUGCCAAAAGUGCCCCGUCGACAAGGAGGAGGAGCUCAAGGAGCAGUUCGACGAUUACGGGCAGGACGACGAUUACUUGGGCAACGACGAGGUCGACUGAGUCCUCUUUGGCUACGUGG
Copidosoma floridanum is the source of this 1226-nucleotide messenger RNA. RefSeq names its product twisted gastrulation protein homolog 1-A. NCBI's taxonomy places the organism in Eukaryota, Metazoa, Arthropoda, Insecta, Hymenoptera, Encyrtidae. The record is from RefSeq and is a predicted model, not a curated record. Gene Ontology annotation, biological process: regulation of BMP signaling pathway.